AUGCUACAACAAGCGCUGGGACUCUUGUGUUUAUGCUUGUUCUCCCUGCAUGCGUCUGCUAUUUCGAGCACCGGUUCAAAUGUGCUAGUUGUUCUUGAACCCCAACUCAAGAAAGAUGAUUAUUCGCUAUUCUUUGCUGGCCUGGAAGAGCGUGGUUUCAACUUGACGUUCAAGGGACCCAAGGACAAUCGGCCGACUGUCACACAACACAAAGCCCCUUCCUUCUCUCAUGUUAUCCUAUUCGCGCCGACUACUAAAACACUGUCUGCGGAUUUGACGUCCCAAGCCAUAGUUUCCCUUCUUUCCGCCCGCCCACCCGUUAAUUUCCUCAUCGCCCUCUCACCGACUUCAACGCAGCUAUCGUCUCUAGCAGCAGAGUUUUCUUUGUCGCUUCCUCCACCUAACAUACCUCUUAUCUCGCAUUUCCCCCCGCGCGAUGGACCAAGAACGAUUGUGCCGGUCACCAUUCCAGAACGUCCAGAUUAUCUUACACCAAUGUUUCCCGUGCUUACGAAGACGGAUGCUCCAAUUUUAUUCUCGGGAGUGCCGCAUUACCUCAGCGACAACCCGCUCUUGGUCGAGAUUCUUCGUGCGCCUCCGGAAAGCUUCGCGACUGACACUGAAAGUGAUAAAGGUGGCGAUGCUGUGUACGAUGCCGCGGAAAAAGGCGGCGAAGGACUUUGGGCCGGAAACUCAUUAGGACUAGUAACCGGCUUCCAAACGCGAUCUGGUGGUCGCGUGGUAUUUUCGGGGGGGAUCGAAGUCUUUUCCGAUAAGUUUGUGAAAACCGAAGUGAACAAUCUCACAACAGGAAAUGAACAAUUUGCAAAAGAUGUGACUUCUUGGGCUUUCCAGGAGACUUUGCAGCUCCGUGUAGAUUCAGCGAGCCAUCACCUUCAAUGGGAUGCCAAUAAGACCCAAAGGGAUCGCUACACCAUAAACGACCAAGUCCUCUUCACAAUGCAUAUUUCCGCGUGGGAUCCCGAGAAAGGUGAAUGGGUAGAUGCGCCACGAAUGGACGACAUACCACUCGAGUUUACGAUGCUAGACCCAUAUGUCCGGACCGUUCUAUUUCCAGUGUUGAAUAAACCAGGAGAGUUUAGUAUAGGCUUCCGAAUCCCGGACCGUCAUGGAGUUUUCAAAUUCGUUGUAGAUUAUAGACGAAAAGGCCUCUCACCACUUUUCUAUUCAAGCAAAGUCUCAGUUGUUCCGAAACGUCACGACGAAUAUGACCGCUUUUUGUCUGCGGCGUGGCCAUACUACGCGGGCGCUCUAAGCACUAGUAUUGGGUUCGUUGUCUUUGCAGUGGUCUAUCUGGGUGGAGAAGUAGAUCGACGAGCGAAGGGGAAAGGCAAAAGUACCAAAACGGAGUAG
Cantharellus anzutake is the source of this 1374-nucleotide messenger RNA. Its product is annotated as Dolichyl-diphosphooligosaccharide--protein glycosyltransferase subunit WBP1. The transcript is spliced from 5 exons. Bases 1 to 1374 code for a protein of 457 amino acids. NCBI's taxonomy places the organism in Eukaryota, Fungi, Basidiomycota, Agaricomycetes, Cantharellales, Hydnaceae. Gene Ontology annotation, cellular component: oligosaccharyltransferase complex; endoplasmic reticulum membrane. The record is from RefSeq and is a predicted model, not a curated record.